Molecule: messenger RNA, 3417 nt
Organism: Chanos chanos (milkfish)
Lineage: Eukaryota; Metazoa; Chordata; Actinopteri; Gonorynchiformes; Chanidae
Product: antigen WC1.1-like
Cellular component (GO): membrane
Source: RefSeq, a predicted model, not a curated record
AUGGGUGGAUCUCGCUGCUCUGGAAGAGUAGAGGUGUAUGAUGGGAAGUCCUGGAGCACAGUGUGUGAUGCUGACUUUGACCUGCAGGAUGCAGCGGUUGCAUGCCGAGAGCUGGGCUGUGGGGUUCUUGUAAAGGUGCUGGGAGCAGCUGCUUUUGGCAAAGGGGAGGGUCAGGUGUGGUCAGAGGAGAUUCAGUGUCGAGGCAAUGAAUCUCAGAUUGCCCUCUGUCCUACAUCAUCUUCACAGAGACGGAACUGUUCCCAUGACAAUGAUGUGGGACUGGACAUAAAAAAAACCAGACUAUCUGAGGGUUCUCACCUGUGUUCUGGGAGAGUGGAGAUAUUUAAUGGGAGGACCUGGGGCACGGUGUGUGAUGCGGACUUUGACCUGCUGGAUGCAGAGGUUGUGUGUCGAGAGCUGGGCUGUGGGGUUCCUGUAGAGGUGCUGGGAGCAGCUGCUUUUGGCAAAGGGGAGGGUCAGGUGUGGUCAGAGGAGAUUCAGUGUAAAGGCGACGAAUCUCAUAUUUUCUUCUGUCCGAUGUCACCUUCACAGAGCCAGAACUGUUCCCAUGACAACGACGUGGGACUUAUAUGUUCUGCUUACACAGACUUCAGACUAGUGAACGGCUCUGACUCCUGCUGUGGUCGAGUGGAGCUACAGUACCUCAGUGAGUGGGGCACAGUGUGUGAUGCAUCAUGGGAUACCAGAGCCUCCAAUGUCCUCUGUAGACAGCUGAAUUGUGGGAGUGCCGUAGCUGUAGUGGGUGGAGACUGGUUUGGGGAGGGGAGUGGCCAAAUAUGGUCUGACGUGUUUGAUUGCCAUGGGAACGAGACACGCCUCUCAGCAUGUGUCAUCUCUUCAUGGAGUCGAGCUGCAUGCUCUCAUAGGCAGGAUGCUGGAGUCAUCUGCUCUGGUUCCUCUAUGUCUGUUCAUUAUGGACGAGCGCGGCUGGCUGGAGAGAGGGAGUGUGAAGGAGAGGUGGAGGUUUACCUCCAUGAGGUUUGGAGGAGAGUUCUCCUGGACUCCUGGAGUGUCACUGAAGCUUCUGUGGUCUGCAGACAGCUGGGCUGCGGCUCUGUGGUAAAGUUCUACGGUUCCUCUCCGUCCAGCCCAGGGGCCAGUGAUGAGUGUCUGACUGGUUUCCAGUGCUCUGGGACAGAAGCUCAUCUGGGGAACUGCAGCUCUCCUCAAACUACAACCUGCAGCUCCAGCCAACAGCUGUCAAUCAUCUGCUCUGGUGAGUAUUAUCCAGGUCACAGGUCCCUCAGACUGGUGGGCUCUGGUAGUGACUGUGCAGGGCGUCUGGAGGUUUUCCAUGAAGGCUCAUGGGGAACAGUGUGUGAUGACUCCUGGGAUAUUAAGGACGCCCAGGUUGUGUGCAGACAGCUCCAGUGUGGAGAGGCUCUGAGUGGCCCAGUUCCAGCCUGGUUUGGUCCUGGAACUGGACCCAUAUGGCUAGAUGAGGUGGACUGCAUGGGGAACGAGACGUCCUUGAGGAACUGUCCGUCAGAGGGAUGGGGACGACAUGACUGUGGACACAAGGAGGACGUGGGAGUGCUCUGUUCAGAGUUUAAAGAGAUCAGACUGACUGAAGGCUGCUCUGGGAACCUGGAGGUUUUUUACAAUGGAACCUGGGGUAAUGUCUGUAUGAACCAGAUGGACUCAGACACAGUGUCUUUAAUCUGCCAAGAGCUGAACUGUGGAAAGAGUGGCAGUGUGGACUGGGCCAGAUCCAGAGUGAAUUCGGCUCUAAACUGGAUUGAUGGUGUUAAAUGCAGGAAACAUGACAUCAGUCUGUGGAACUGUCCAUCCUCACCCUGGGGUCAGAAUGAAUGUAGUGAUUUAGAAGUUGCACAAAUUGACUGUUCAGAGGAUAAAAGCAAAACCCUAAGAAGCCACCUGUCAUGUUCAGCAUCUCCAAACCACAGAACAUGUUCAGAUCAAUUACCACUCAGACUGGAGGGAGGAGAGGACCAGUGCUCUGGGAGGCUGGAGGUUUAUCAUAACGGUAUCUGGGGCUCAGUCUGUGAUGAUCUCUGGGACAUUAGAGAUGCUCAGGUGGUGUGCAGACAGCUGGGCUGUGGGCCGGCACUGAGGGCUGAUGGGAGUGCUGCCUUUGGUCGUGGAGAGGGAGCUGUGUGGUUGAGCAGGGUGGAGUGCACAGGGAAAGAGAUCCACCUGUGGGACUGCUCUCUCUCCCUGAAGAACCACACUGACUGCUCCCAUAAGGAAGAUGCUGGCCUCACCUGUACAGGUAUGAGUGGGCCAGUGGUUUCUGUGGCCAUUCUCUACUUGUCUAAUGCAUCUACGUGUGCACCUCACUUACACUCAACCCCCCGUGUACAGACUCAGCCACCGGCCAAUCUGCCCAUUUCCACUGCGCUGUUCCUGGUUCUAGGAACACUGCUCCUACUGUUGCUGGUGCUUCUGGUUGUGCUGUUUUAUCAGAAUAGAGCACUGAGGAGAGCUCUCUCCAAGAGGAGACACAUGACUCUGCAUGAGGUCGUCUAUGAGGAGAUUGAUCACAGACUCAUCACUGAGAGAACCACAGACUCUGUUCAGAGGGGUCGCCUUCUCUCUGAAGGACAGAACUCUGGUUAUGAGGAUGUUGAGGAUGACCUCUUCUCAGCAGAGUCUCUGACAGAGGAAAUGGUGGAGUAUUAUGAUGAUGUGAAGACUAUCAGUGGCCUGAAACAGGAGAUGGUGACACUGGACUCUACUGAGAACUAUGAUGAUGUCAACAGUACAGGACAGAGUCCAGACAGUGUGAUAGACCUAAUCAGUUCUGAGGUGUUAAUGGAGGACUAUGAUGACGUCAUCACAUCAGGCCAUGUUCCAGAUGAUUUGAUUGAUGGAGUGGAAAAGUGUGACGAUAUGGAGAUUAUGGAUGAAAACCAAGAAAACCAGUUAGCAGAGUCUCUGACAGAGGAAAAGGUGGAGUAUUAUGAUGAUGUGAACACUACCAGUAGCCUGACAGAGGAGGUGGUGACACUGAAUUCUCCAGAGAACUAUGAUGAUGUCAUCAGUAUGGGACAGAGUCCCGACAGUGUGACUGAGACAGUUAUAGAAGAACCACCAGAGGAUUAUGAUGAUGUCAUCACUAGUCAAGCUGUGCGGUGUAUUAACAGACUGCGAAUGUCAGGCGGUUGUGGCUGGUCAUAUGAGUGUAAAACGAGCAGACUCCGCUCCAUAGUGGGGCUUACAAGAUGCUGCUAUUUCCAGCUCACUUCGCCCAAGAGCGUGGCUAGGGAACGGGACACAUCCAGGGGCUGGCUCCUGGCCCCCUUACCAGUGGCUGUCAAUCAGCUCCUCUGGGAUCCCCCUGCCUCUGCCCACCAGCUCAUAAUCAAACCCCUGAUUGGCCCAAUCGGCUGUGAGAAUGGAGGUGCAGACUGGGGUCCUGAGGAGCAGACUUAG